Molecule: messenger RNA, 1337 nt
Organism: Guillardia theta CCMP2712
Lineage: Eukaryota; Cryptophyceae; Pyrenomonadales; Geminigeraceae
Exons: 19
Coding region: 48-1337 (429 amino acids)
Biological process (GO): intracellular signal transduction; protein phosphorylation
Cellular component (GO): cytoplasm; nucleus
Molecular function (GO): MAP kinase activity; ATP binding
Source: RefSeq, a predicted model, not a curated record
GUCGCUGGGAGCUUGAUCAGGGCAUCGGGUAGGGAGAUCUCUUCACCAUGGAUCCUUCUACGCCCUCCCAGCUGGACCAACCGGGGAUGCGGGGAAGCAUUGGCAGUGCUCUCCUUCAGAACGUCAGGAUAAAUCGCUUCACUGUCGGCGAUCAAGAGUUUGAGUUGCCCGACAAGUACAUCUUCGAAAGGGAUCUUGGGAAGGGAGCUUAUGGGUUUGUCUGCUGCUGCCGGGUUCAAGAAUCAGGAGAACAGGUCGCUGUGAAGAAAGUCAAGAUUCUGGACGAAAUUACAGAAGCCCGGAGAGUCUUCCGAGAGAUAAAGAUUCUCAGGAACCUAAGUCACGUCAACGUGCUCGCAAUCUCAGAAAUUUUUGCCCCCAUGUGUUAUGAGGACUUCACUGCUGUAUUCAUUGUUACCGAUUUUUAUCCUGCGGACUUGUCUCAGAUCAUUAGGUCACCCCAGCAACUCACUGACGUGCACGUUCAAACGUUCAUGUACCAGCUGCUCAGGGGAUUGAAGUAUAUCCACAGUGCAAAUGUAUUGCACAGAGAUCUGAAACCCAACAAUAUUUUGGUCAAUCGUGAUUGCGAUCUUGCCAUCUGUGACUUUGGCCUCGCGCGCAUGACGAACGAGUCGGACAUGGACAAGGAAAUGACUCAAUACGUCGUUACAAGAUGGUAUCGCGCGCCCGAGCUGAUCAUGCUGGCCAAGGACUACACUUCUGCCAUCGACAUCUGGUCAGCAGGAUGUAUCAUGGCAGAGCUUCUUUCACGACGGCCUCUCUUCCCCGGGGCUGACUACGUGAAGCAGCUAGAGUACAUCAUCAACUAUCUUGGGACGCCGACAAAAGAAGAUUUAGAAGCAACAUCAGGCAACGAGCGCGCGUCCAAGUAUGCUGCUUCUCUGGGCAAUGGACAAAAUAACGCGAUCCCGCAUUACUUUCAACACUGCAACCCCAUGGCUGUCGACCUUCUUUGCAAGAUGCUCACCUUCAAUCCCAAGAACCGCAUCACGGCAGUGGAUGCGCUGGAGCAUCCGUACCUGAGUGAAGUCAGAGACCGCGGGAACGAGCCGGUCGCCUCCUCCCCUCUCAACGUGCAGGAGUUCGAGAAGUCGGACAUCUCAUACGAGCAAGUGAAGAGGAUGAUAUGGGAGGAAGUGCAAAGAUUCCACGAUCAGCAGCGAAGACAAUCCCAGGAGGCGGCGGCAAUGCAGAGGGAGGGGAGGGGAGGGGAGGGAGGGGAGGGAGGGGAGGGAGGGAGGGAGGGAGGGAGGGAGGGAGGAGGAUACCCGAAACUUUCUUGCAAGCUUUUCAUGUGCAGAGGGAUCUUGUGA